Amphibalanus amphitrite is the source of this 2945-nucleotide messenger RNA. RefSeq lists its product as uncharacterized. The record is from RefSeq and is a predicted model, not a curated record. The transcript has 2 exons. The coding region runs from base 1043 to 2713 and encodes 556 amino acids. NCBI's taxonomy places the organism in Eukaryota, Metazoa, Arthropoda, Thecostraca, Balanomorpha, Balanidae.
AGGCAUAACAAAGCGGAAUAAACUUAAGGGAUAUCGUUUCAGCCUAGUUCUUGAUAUUAUGAAACGGUUACUAUAGCAGCUUAGGGUAGACACGUUUCUUCACUUACUUUUUCAAGCACCCUUUCGGAAAUCCAAUUGGCGCUUGAAAAAGUCAAGUGACGAAAAACGUCCACCCUUAUGUGCUGUUUCAUAAUGGAUAUCUAGUCGUUUGAUACUAAACUUAUUCUUCAUAUUAAUUGGCUUGCGUUUGCCAACCAUCGAUCGGGACAUUUAAUGUACUUUUAACCUGGAUAACGAGUGGUACAGAAAGCUUGGUGGUGGGAAAAUGUUACGUUACGUCUAUUUUUGAAGAGCCUGGGAUGCGACUCUCGUUGCAAAUUAAACAUUAGCGAUCUAAAGAAAUUGCCGACAACUUAAAGCAUAUUUAGACGGCCGAAUUUUUAUUCAGCUGGCCACAGUUCUUAUUCGCCUUAAUCGUACUGCCGUUGGGUGUCUUGGCAUGUUCUAAAAAGGAAUCAUUUCGGUGCAAAUUGGCAUUUUGUCAAUUAAAAAGAGAAAAAGUGCGAUAAUGACAGCAUAUGUAAGGGAGUUUGCAGUUAUGCAAUCAUUAUUCAUUGCUACAUUAAAAUGGGAUAUAUAGAAUGAUAAAUAUCCACAUAAAUUCGUAUUCUGAGUGCACAGGCUGCAGGCUGCACCAUUUUGCACCUUUCCUACUUACGAUACCUGAAGAUACCUUCGACUUCUUCAGAUAAAUUGUUAUAUUUUACGGGAGGUAUGCAAAGCUCGAAUGCACCCAUUUGACAAGCACAUUUCUGAAAUGAAUGAGAAUUGAAAAGUGCGGCUGGAGCAGGCGGCUGGAGUGCGCCAUUUAUUGGUGUUUGAGUGCAAACGAAUGUGAACCGUAAUCUCACUGGAUCGUAUUUGGGUGGAAUUCAAAUACAUUUUAUCAAUAAUUUACGCUUCGAGUCAAUAAUUAAGUCGGUGAACAUAACAUAUACACAGAGGAAGCACUAAUGUGACUGGCGUGUCAUGGGGUAGUCCCAUGUGGUAUUGGGACGCCCGGCACUCUCCUAUGCUGGUGACCCUGGUGCCUGGUGCCGUCCGGCUGAUGCUGCUUCUGGUGCUGGUGUCUGAGUCGCACCAAUCACCAGCGAAGCACCGCUCCAAGAACAUCGUGCGCCUGCUGAACACUGCGGAGCACCAUCUGGACGAUGCCGCCAUCUGGCAGGUGGCCGAGUUCCUCUCCAACUACACUAGCCACCCCACUGAAGACGAUGUCAAUGCCUUGGACAUAAGUGUGCGACGGUUCAUCGCUGGGCCGGGGAAGUCAAAAGCCGAGAUCAUCUCCCACAAGUCGGUGCCCGUGAAGUCCGUCGACUCCAAGCAGGGCCAGCUGAAACUGACUAUCGAAAAGGUGCCAGAUGGGCCCAAACCGCACCGAACCAGCACCAAACGACCGCCGGCACCCGACCCAGCCGGCAUGGCGCCCAAUCAGAAAAAGGACGGAGACAAGGCCGGGAAUAAGGGAGGCAAGAAGGGCGACCAUCGCUCGGCCAAGCGGUCGCCGCGGUCGGCCGACGACCCGUUCUACUUCCUGCACCACCUGCGUCCCGAUCUGCCGGCGCUGAACAGAGUGCUGGCCGAGGAGCCGCCGGAGGAGCAGGGCGCCGACGAGGUGCCCUCCACGGUCCCGCCGCCCACCCCGAGCCCGCCAGCCGUCUCGGAGGAGCAGCGCCUGCAGACUCUCCUCAGAGCUAUGGUGGUGUACGGAGAGGCGGCCGAGGGCGACGAGGGCACACUGUCCGCCGUCAGACAACUCGUCGACGACGGAGUCGCAACGGUGGGGCCGAUAACGUUCCGUAAAGGACUGAGCAAUAUCGUCGAGGACAAGUCGAUUUUGAAGAACCGGCGCCGCCGGGAGGCUCGGAGUCCCGAUAUGUCGCGGUUUACCGACUUCAUGGGCAGAGAGAGGUACUCCCAGGAGCUGAUCAACAGCUUCCAGCCGGGCGGCAAGAGACAUCUGUCCAUCAAAAAGGAGCUCCGGGAGCCGAUUGACGUUGACCUGGCCGGAGUCGCCGUCAUGUCCGCCUCUCUCCGAAAGCGCAGCGCGCCGGAGACCGAGCUGCCCUCUGCCGGCCUGGACGAGCAGCUCUCCACGGCCGAGGUAGAUGGCGUCGGCCUCGACAUCAGUCGGCGACCGCAGCGCGGCGGCGGCUCAGAGACCAGCGGCGCCGCUGGGCAGCCCAGUGCCGCCACCUACGGCAGACGGCCGCUCCCGGCUCCGGCUCCGGCUCCGGCUCCGGCUCCGGCGCGGCGGCGGCGCAGCGCUCCGGGCACCCGCCGCGUGCUGGACGACAUCCGGAUCGCGCCCCAGCUGCCCGAUCUGAUGGAUCUCGAUCCGGAGGACGUGCUGGAGUCGGAGCAGAGCCCGCUGCUGCCGGUGCUGGUGACCUCCGGAGAGGAGGACCCGCUGGAGGUCACCGAGAGGGCAGCACUGGUGUUUGAAGAUACCGGUCAGCGGGAGACGUGGGGCCCCUGGGGCCGCUGGGGGCCGUGCUCAGUCACCUGCGGGCCCGGACAGAAGGCCCGCUACCGACACUGCGUGAUGGGCCCGCGCUGUGAGCCCGGGGAGAGGGAGUCCGACUUCAAACCGUGCUUCCGGAAGUCGUGUAGUAUGCCGGUACCGGACGGACUGGUGGACGCGUUCCGAUGAUUGAGUGCCGACUGCUGGCGUCUGUAGGACGUCGUGGUGUCGGCACGGUAAGUAGGUCGCCGAUGUUUACAGGAGUGAUCCAUAAAACAGGUGGUAUUGGUGAUGUCCUCGUCUGAUCACCGAUAACUGGAAAACAUGCAUAGUGCAUAUCACAAACUUGCGUAUGUUCGUUCAUCGCUCAGCAUACCCACCUUUGUAAAAGUAAUUGAAAAAUAAGAUUGAAAUACUGAUA